AUGGACCCAUCACUCGACAUCCCUGCCGAAUCCUCUUGCACGACAUGCACUUUCUCCGAAGACUUCUCAGACUACUGGACACCAGCCAUGUACUUUCGAGCCCGCAACGGGACCUUCAAGCGCGUUCCACAGAUGGCCAACCAGGGAUUCAACGGCGCCAACGGCGGCAUGACCGUCUACUACGUGACACCCGACGACACAAGUGUCAACAUUACAGCAUUCGCUCCAGGCUUCCGCAUGGUCGUGGGAGACCCUGCCAGCCGUAAGCAGGGUUUCGGCGGCGGGAUGAACUCGUAUCGUUGCUACACCGGCAAAAACUUCGAGCCGAAUCCUUUUGGGGUAUCCGACAACGAUACAUCUACAUUCCCUGCUGGUUACUGCGCUGGUGGCGUGAGAGUAGCCAUCUUCUUCCCAACCUGCUGGGAUGGAGUCAACCUCGACAGCGCCGACCACAAGUCCCACGUCACGUUUGGCUACAACGGAUGCCCAUCCUCGCACCCAGUCCGCCUUCCACAGGUCUUCUUCGAGACGGUCUGGGACACCGGCGUGUUUCCGCAGUCCGAGUGGCCCGAGGACGGCAGCCAGCCGUUCGUGUGGGCCCAGGGGGACCCGACCGGGUACGGGCACCACGCCGACUACCUCUUUGGGUGGAAGGGUGACUCACUGCAGCGCGCCAUGGACGCGCGGUGUGACUUUACGGGUUGCACGGAGCUCCAGACACAGGGAUUUUCGGUGGGGAACAAGUGUACCCAGGAGCCUAUUGUUACCGAGUCCGUCGACGGUUGGCUGGAAACUCUGCCUGGAAACUUGACGGUGAGUUAG
Messenger RNA from Diaporthe batatas, 822 nucleotides. RefSeq lists its product as uncharacterized. The record is from RefSeq and is a predicted model, not a curated record. The transcript is spliced from 4 exons. The coding region runs from base 1 to 822 and encodes 273 amino acids. Lineage: Eukaryota; Fungi; Ascomycota; Sordariomycetes; Diaporthales; Diaporthaceae.